Messenger RNA from Bradysia coprophila, 1248 nucleotides. RefSeq lists its product as uncharacterized. The record is from RefSeq and is a predicted model, not a curated record. NCBI's taxonomy places the organism in Eukaryota, Metazoa, Arthropoda, Insecta, Diptera, Sciaridae. Gene Ontology annotation, molecular function: ligand-gated monoatomic ion channel activity. Gene Ontology annotation, cellular component: membrane.
AUGAACAAAUGUCCGGUUCAUGUGGCUGUUGCCGAAGUUGAACCAUAUGUCAUUAUACAUCGGGGUAAGGGAAACGCGAGUUUCGAUGGUAUCGAUGUGCGAAUUGUUAAAGAAAUUGCAAUGCGCAUGAAUUUCACGCCGAAAUUCCUUAUGCCAAGACAUGACGAUGACCGUGGAAUUAUCUACGAAAAUGGAUCGACUACUGGAGCAAUGGACCGGGUUGUAAAUGGUGAGGCGGAUCUUACGAUCGGAAUCUAUCUUUUGACGCAGGAUCGCUCGGUCUGGUUUUCGCCGACUGUAGCAUACAUGCAAGAUAGAAUAGGAUUUGCAAUCAGGGUGAAUUACAUCACUCCGUCUUCAUUGAAUCAUUUGAUGGGUCCACUGAAUUACAACGCUUGGCUGUUAAUCUACACCACACUAUGUGCGGCUGUGGUAUUUCUGUUACUCACCAAACGCCUGGGGACAGAUCAACGAUCGGUUAUACUAGGCGGAAAGUUGUAUCGGACACCCAUUCUUAAUGCUCUUUACAUAGCAAUCGGCGGUUCGAUCGGCAACCCACGAAUGGCAUAUCCUCAAUACUUCGGUCCGUUUGCCCGAACACUGACCAUACUUUGGAUUUUGUUGUUCAUGUUCAUCCGGACUUCGUAUGAAGGCGCUUUGUUCACAUUUUUCCAUCGACCGCCCGUGUUCUCGAAGUGUGAUUCGUUCGAGAAGGUGUUGGCUUUUAAAUGUAAAAUCAUAGCUCCCAAGUCUGGAGUUAACCAUUUGGUGGGUUUCAAUGCUUCGAUCAGUCAGUUUGUCGUUUGCAAUGACAGUGCCUUAAACUGUGCAGGUGAAUUGUUUAAAGGCAAAGCGGCCAUCGAUGUUGCCUUCGUCCACGAACAAACCAAGAAAUAUUUCAAUCAUCUGAACGCUCCGAAUUUGAUUCUUGAUUACACGAAAGAUCAAGUCUGGCCAAUUGCCCCGGUUUUCCUCUUCGAAAAAAACUCAAUAUUACGACACUCGUUCAACCAUUUUCUGCGAUUAUAUGAUCAGUCCGGACUGACUAAAAACUGGAUCGAUCAUUACACGAACGAGAAGAAGCAAACCAAUCGGCGAACGAAUCCACAAUUGAAAAUCAAGAAUAUAACGGCGUUGUUGAUUACAUGUAACUGUCUUUACGCUUUCAGCACAGUCAUUUUUGUGAUGGAAUUGUUGGCUAGGCGCUGCUCACUAAUAAGGCGUGGAAUUGAAUUUAUUACGUACUAG